This is a messenger RNA of Oncorhynchus tshawytscha (Chinook salmon), 2593 nucleotides long. RefSeq names its product regulatory factor X, 5 (gene rfx5). Bases 138 to 2123 code for a protein of 661 amino acids. Gene Ontology annotation, biological process: regulation of transcription by RNA polymerase II. Gene Ontology annotation, molecular function: DNA-binding transcription factor activity, RNA polymerase II-specific; RNA polymerase II cis-regulatory region sequence-specific DNA binding. NCBI's taxonomy places the organism in Eukaryota, Metazoa, Chordata, Actinopteri, Salmoniformes, Salmonidae. The record is from RefSeq and is a predicted model, not a curated record. The transcript is spliced from 11 exons.
UGGAAUUUACGUUUGCUUUGUAGUCAGGCAGACAUGACAUAUUUGUCCAAUCACAAAAAAAAUCUGAAAGGGGAUUUUUGCUGUAUCUUUGGCUCAGAGGCCUCAGGGUGUGUUUGCCACCGCUGUGUGAGCAAACAAUGACGGAGGACAGGCUGAAGGCGGACCCCUCCAAGCAGGAGGGGCUGGACUCAGUAGAGGGAGACACAGAGCCCAGCCUGCUGCUGCAGAAACUAAAGAGCAACAUCUCUAAGAAUGUACAGGGCAAAGUGGACGUUAUCCUGCAAGAUGUGCAGCGCUUCUCUGACAACGACAAACUCUACCUUUACCUCCAGCUGCCUUCUGGUCCCAGUUCAGGGGAGAAAAGUCUGGCAAUGGCCCCGCUGGCACAACUUAGGCGGUGGUGUAUUUCUGCAUCGAUGUCAGCUUUGGAGGAGAGAACACUGCCAAGCAGCAGCAGUGACCCCAGCUCCUUCAACACAGCUGACCAGCUGCACACCUGCAACUGGAUCCGCAGCCACCUGGAGGAGCACGCAGACACCUGCCUGCCCAAGCAAGACGUCUACGAGACAUACAAGAGAUACUGUGAAAACCUGCAGCACCGGCCUCUGAGUGCUGCCAACUUUGGGAAGAUCAUCCGUGACAUCUUCCCCAACAUCAAAGCCCGGAGGCUCGGUGGCAGGGGACAGUCCAAGUAUUGUUAUAGUGGAAUCCGCAGGAAGACGGUGCUAAACAUGCCACUGUUGCCAAACCUGGACCUGAAAAACGACCCAUCGGAGCUGACGGAGCUGGUGCAGACCUACAAGCAAGAGGUGACGGAGGCGGCUUGUGAGCUCAUCUGUGAUUGGGCCCAGAAGAUCCUCAAGCGUUCCUUUGACACAGUGGUCGAGAUCGCCCGUUUUCUUGUGCAGGAGCACAUCGUCAAUCCGCGCUGCAGCCAGGCUGAACUUGUCACUUCUGCCGCUAUGGCAGGAGGUCCUGCAAAGCCCCACAAGGUGAUCAAGAAGAACCCAGUACCAUCCAAAGGAGGUGGGCCAGAGACGGAAGGGAGCGGCUCUGAAGCUAAGGUAAGGGAUAAAGACGUUGGGGAUCAGUCAUUGCCAGGGAAACUGCAGUCCAGUGACAAGCCUAUGAAAGGGGCGGAGUCGGUACGCCCGGGGGGUCGCGAAUUGCAGGUGGAGGCUCUGAUGAAACACUUGCCCCGAAUCCUGCCUCGCAGCUCUGUCCCGGAAAAGUCCCAGCUUUCGGUGCGCUCCUCGCCUCCCUCGCUGGCGCCCAAAGACGCAGGCGGCAUGAAAGUCAUCACAAUGACUGCCCUGCCCCAGCAGCAAGGGGGCGCUCUCCCCGUCAUGAUCCUCCCCCAGAGCGUCAGCCUCUCCUACCCCGACAGGGAAAAAGCCCCAUCAAUCACUAUGGCGCCCGUGGCACCAACCUCGGUGGUGCAGAGGGCUCGCGCAGUGGGCAAACGGGCCCCCGAGGCAGCAAGUGGAGGCCCCGGGCUGGGAGGCACGCCGGCCAAACGGAAACGAGGACGACCCAGGAAGCAACGGCCAGAGGACACCACCCCCCCGCAGCCGCCCCCUCCACCCUUACCCUCAGUCAACCAAGCCCCUAUUAUGAAUUCCCUCACCGGAGGGGUGAUCCAGAAAGCCUGCUCUUCCUCCUCCUCCCAGGUGGUGGAGGUCGUAUUCCAGGACCAGCAGGCCUUGGUACUAGGUCAGCUGCAUUCGGUAGCGGACACAGGUGACCCAGAGCACCGGGGCGUGGUGCUCGAGACUGACCCACGGCCCGUGAUGCUGCUGUCAGGGACCAGUCACACAAACUGGGACAUGGGCAGGGCCAUGGUAGAGGUCAUCCAGAGGGCCCCGAGACCACCCACCAUCAUCACCAAGAACAACAACAACUCCCAGUCUACCCCCCAGCACCGCCUGCCCCUGCCCACUGUGCUGGAGGAUCGAGGGGAGGUGGAGAUCACCCUCACCCCCGUGGAGCCUUCGGACGAUCUGCCGACCCCCACUGGCCAGGCUAGCUCGACCCCCACUGCCCAGGCUAGCUCGGAGGGUGGCCCCACACCCGAUGACCGCUCUAAAGAACCUAGCCCUGGCCUUCCUUGUCCCAGAGACUAAGGAGCACUAAGGGACUUUAUACUACCCUUAGGGGGAGGAUAACCACCCCCAAUCAUCUUCUCCCAGGUAGUGUCUUCUCCCCGAUUGGUGGAAAUCCAAGAUUGGUAGCGCAGAGAGCCAAGAAGGAUCGAUGAAGCCUAAACACGAUUAAUCCCUGUUGACCUUCCGUUUAUAACUCUUUGCUGUGACUAACUGCAUGUUUGUCUUUGUAAUUGUGAGCAGAGAGAGCGAUAAAGGCGGUUCCAUAGUUCUUAUGACGAGGGGGGGGGGUAUUUACGGGUUCGGACCUUUUAAGGUAUUAAGUGCUACUCUCCCUGAGAGGAACUCCCCUCAGUGUUUAUUUUCUUUUAAUAAUAUACAGUUGAAAUCGGAAGUUUACAUACACCUUAGCCAAAUACAUUUAAACUCAGUUUUUCAUCAUUCCUGGCAUGUAAUCCUAGUAAAACUUCCCUGUCUUUGGUCAAUUAGGA